Molecule: messenger RNA, 1668 nt
Organism: Mucor mucedo
Lineage: Eukaryota; Fungi; Mucoromycota; Mucoromycetes; Mucorales; Mucoraceae
Exons: 1
Coding region: 183-1478 (431 amino acids)
Source: RefSeq, a predicted model, not a curated record
GAGCGCUAAUUUAAUAAGAAACUAUUUUUCCCUUCUUUAUUUUUUUCUUUCUUUCUCUUUUUUUUUUCAUCUUCUUUUUCUUUACUUUUUUGUUUGCUUUGCUAAAAAGUUAAAACGCGUGUAUUUAUAUAUAUCUUCUUUUUUUAUAAAGAAAAAACAUUACAGGUUUUAUUUAAAAUUAAAUGAAUAACCGAUAUCCGUUACUUGGACAAGAAGAACCCGAUUACUAUAUGCUCCAACCCACCACUUCUUCACCCACAUCUUCUUCUUCGUCUCCUAUUGUCACUACUAUGGAAACGGCUCCCAUGGUUACCACGGGUAUGCAAAUCAACAGUCUAGCACCAAUGCAUUGGCAACCGAUCGCAUUCCCCUUUGAUCAGCAACAACACAUGGCAUGGGCUAACACACAUCCUCAACAGCAUCAACACAAUUAUUUCCAGCACCAUCAUCCUCAGCAGCAAUUGCAACACAAUCAGCUUUAUCAGCAACAAUUGCAGCAGCAGCAACAAUUCCAGCAGCAGCAGCAGCAGCAGCAGCAGCUACAACUACAACAACAGCAACAACAGCAACAGCAACAGCAACAGCAUCAUCAAGAUCUAUGGACUUCUCAAUUAAAUAUGCAAGAACAGGAUUAUUACCAUCAUGAACCAUAUCCAUUAUUCCCACAAGAGCAAGUACAUUAUUUCCCACCUCCCACCGCUAUCCCACCUCUCCCACCUCUCCCUACAACUGCUGUUCCAGACACACAUAUACCAGCAUCAUUAGCAGCUAGAGAGACACAAGUGGAUAUGGCGAAUCAAACCAAGAGUUCACCGAAUGUGACACCUAUUCCAUCACCUACGACCUCAUCGAGCAAGAGAAAGAGGGACAAGGGAGGAGGAGAGGGAACGAAUAAACGUAGUAAGGGAAAUGCAAACGAAACGGCCGAAGAAGACGCAGAAGGAGGAGGAGGAGUGGAUACUAGGUUGAAAGGAAAUUUAAAGGCUGUCGAUCACUUGGAGAGAGAAUUAUCGUACUUAGGAGGUGAUAUUGCCACGAUAUUGAUCUUGCUGGAUUCACUACGAAAUGCAUUUUUAGCAGAUAUAGCCCCAAGUACAGGUACAAGUUCAGAACGACGAGCACCUACAUUACCUUCAAUUAGUUCUUUUGAUUCGAGGCUAAGUCCGAGUCAAUUAGAAGAAGUGGAGGAGGAAGAGAGAAGAAGGCCAACGAUAGUACAGGAUAAUACACGUAGACCGUCACGUAUGAUUGCACAGAACCCAGAGAUGGAACGAGAGAUGAGAACAGCGUAUGAUGAAUUGUGGCAUCAAACGCGACAGUUAGAAAAGAAGGUAGAAUCGUUGGAAGUGAAGAGUAAAUAUGCCAAUAUUUUAGAUAUGAAAAAGCAAGAAGAAUGUAAUUCACCUACCAACAGUGAUGCCUUAUCGUCUUCUGUCUUGUCAGAAGAAGAAUUUGAUGACGAUUACUUAUCCAAGUAGUGAUCUAUUUAGACCUUUUGUAUGCCCCCUCCUCCUUCUUUUUUUUUUCUUUCUUUUUUCUUUUUUUUUUACUACUACCCCCCCCCCUUUUUAUUAUGACUUUUUUUUUUUUUAUUAUUAUUAUUUGGGGUUUUUCUCCCUAUAUGUUUAUAUAUGCUCGUGCGACAUUUUUUUUUUUUUUAAAAGAUCC